CAUUUUAUUCGCCGGCGCAAACUCAACCCCACUAUUUUACAAAACCUUGCAAACUUGCUUGACCGUUGUGAUCAUUUUCAGUCGACGCUCGUAUUUACACCGUGAUUGUUCCUCAUAAAAUUAAAAUCGAAAUCAAUCUUAAACAAUCGAAAUCCCAGUAUCAAAUUAAAAAAAAAAUAAAAAAUAUCUAAAAAAUUUUAAACAAACAAACAACCCUUAAAUCAAAAGAAAAAAAAAAACCUCAAUAACAUAUUUUUGUUUAUUUAAAAAAGUAAAAAUAAUAAUCGUUAAUUUAAAAAAAAAACCUGUUAGUUAUUUAAUCAAAUAAAUGAAAAGCAAAAAAAAAAAAAAAAACCAUUCAGUGAAAAUGCCACAAAUGUAUUGUAAAAAAAGUGAAUUGUAAUUUAAAAAAAAAAAUGGAAUCAACAACCGAAUAUUGGAAUACAACAAAAAAUAAUAAUUUUUCAUCAAGCAGUAUAAUUGAAGAAAUAAAUGUUGAACGUUUAAUUGGACCACGAAGAGAUUCUUUGUACAUUGUAUUACCAAUAACAAUAAUAUAUUUAUCAAUAUUUUUAACUGGUAUUAUUGGCAAUGUCAGCACGUGUAUUGUUAUAUCACGCAACAAGUCAAUGCAUACAGCAACAAAUUAUUAUUUAUUUAGUCUUGCAAUAUCUGAUUUAUUAUUAUUAAUUGCUGGUUUACCAGUUGAAAUAUAUUCAGUAUGGUCAAAAUAUCCAUAUAUAUUUGGUGAAUAUUUUUGUAUAUUACGUGGUUUAUUUGCUGAAUGUUCAACAUAUGCAAGUGUAUUAACAAUAACAGCAUUUACUGUUGAACGUUAUUUUGCAAUAUGUCAUCCAUUUUUAUCUCAUACAAUGUCAAAAUUAUCACGUGCUAUUAAAUUAAUAUUAAUAAUAUGGUUUAUUGCAUUAACAUUUUCAAUACCACAAGCAUUACAAUUUGGUAUUGUACAACAUAAAAAAAUACAUCCUGAUUUUAUAAUUUGUACAUUAAAAACAAUAUUUAUCAAACAUUCAUUUGAAUUAUCAACAUUAUUAUUUUUUAUAAUACCAAUGACUGUUAUAACAGUAUUGUAUAUUAUGAUUGGUUUAAAAUUAAGAAAAUCAAAUUUAAUGAAAAAUAAUAAUAAUGUACGUAGUCAAAGAGGUGGUAGUAAUAAUAAAUUUCAUAAAGAAAAUAAACACAGAGGUAGAUCAUCAAGAAGAGUUUUAAAAAUGCUUGUAUGCAUCUGCAUUGCGUUCUUUAUAUGCUGGUGCCCUUUUCACAUCCAAAGACUGAUUGCGAUCCAUGGAACAAGAAAUGAUCAUGUUACAUCUAAAAACAGCUGGAUUGAAUAUCUCUACAUCGUAUUCACGUACAUUUCUGGAAUUUUUUACUAUGUUUCAACGACAAUUAAUCCAAUUCUUUACAACAUAAUGUCAAAUAAAUUUAGAGAAGCAUUUAUGGAAACAUUGGCAAGUUGUGGUAAUAAUAAAUCUUCUGAGGCACCACAUGAACAACGUUCAUACUCAAGUUUAUCAAGAUCACAUCAAAAAACAAUUGGUAUGUUUGGUUCACGUACAAUUGGUGGUAAUGGUGUUGCACAAGAUAAUUCUGAUUGUUCUGGUAAUUCAAAUAAUGAUGAUGGUUCACGUCAAAGUACCUCAGCAGCAUGUCAAUCAAAAAUCGAAACAGUUAAAAAUAAUAAAUCGAAAAAUAUAAAAUACAAUAAAAUUAAAAAAUCUAAAAAUAAUAUUAUUGAAAAUAUUGAUACUAACUUUGAUGAUAAAAAUGAUAAUAAAUCAUCAAUUAUUAGUGUUAAAAAAUCACAAAUAAUUAAUGAUAAUAAUGAUAAUAAAAAUAAUGUUGUUAAAUUUUUAACAAAUGGUAAAAAUAAUUCAAAUAAUUGUAAUAAAAAAUGGUGGAGAUAUAUUAAAUUAUUACCAACUAAAAAAUCAUUUAAAUUAACAACAAGAUCAACAAAUGAUAAUAAUAAUGUUGAUAUACAAAGCAAUCGUGAAGAAUACUCAAUGACAUCUUGUUAUGUUGAUGGUGAUCAUCGUUUAGUUUAAAUUAAUUACGAGUGAAAUUAUAAAAUUAUUUUCUUCAAAAUAACUUGAAAUUAUAAUAAAAUUAUAAAAUCGUUUAAAACGAGAAAAAAAUAAUCAGUAAUUUCUUGAAAUUACUCGGAAUUUCGAAAAUCAGAAAACAUCAAUGUUUCUUGAAUGCCUGCAAAUUUUCAUGUUGAAUUUAAAUUUUUUGUCUAAUUACAUAAAAAUCACAAGGUUCUAAAAUAUUUAUAAAACUUUUCAAAUAAAUAAAACCAUUUGUUUUUAUUUAAUAAACAAUAUUGACUCAAAAAUAAACUAUAUAAAAUCAAAAUUAAUAUAAAGCUCAAAAGCUAAUUUAUCGCUAUUUUAAAAUAUAAUUAUUUAAACACAAUAAAUACUUUUUUUUAUUAAAUAUAAUUUUUUUAUUAUUGAACAUUAAGUUGUAAGUUUAAAAAAAAAAUUUAUAUGUGUAUGUGAAAAUGUAAAAAUGAUUGAUAAAUUUAAUGACGAAUGAUAAGUCGAUGAUUGAAAAUUAUGGAUAUUUAUGAGCUUAAUACAACUGGGGUCAUAAUGCCCCUGAACUGAUAAUUAAAAAAGAAAAAAAUAAAUUUACAUUCAAUUUCCGCAUCGAAUAAAUGACGAAUGUUAUUUACCAAAGGAUAGGCAUUGUCAUAAAUAUAUACCGAUAAAUAAUAAAUUUUAUUAAUAAUUAAAAUUAUAAGUAAAUAUAUUAUUGAUAUAUUUAAGUAAUUAAAUUUCUUUUUUCUUUUUAUAUUUAAAUGUUUUUGUUCUAUACAUUAAGACUGGUAGCUGUUGUUUUUAAUAAAUGUUUAAAAUAUUUAAAUAAUUAUUAAGUUAAAUUUUUUAAAUACUAAUAAUACUGUGAUACUAUGUUUAUUAAAGAUGUGUAUCUAUGAAAUUUAUUGUACAUAUAUAUAUGUAAUAAAAUAUUUAACAAUAAACAAUAUAUUGUUUAGUAAUUUAAGAAAAAAAAAA
Aphidius gifuensis is the source of this 3044-nucleotide messenger RNA. Its product is annotated as pyrokinin-1 receptor-like. Gene Ontology annotation, cellular component: plasma membrane. Gene Ontology annotation, molecular function: neuromedin U receptor activity. The transcript is spliced from 3 exons. Lineage: Eukaryota; Metazoa; Arthropoda; Insecta; Hymenoptera; Braconidae. Bases 417 to 2069 code for a protein of 550 amino acids. The record is from RefSeq and is a predicted model, not a curated record. Gene Ontology annotation, biological process: neuropeptide signaling pathway.